AUGUCUUCAACGCGUGGUCAUGCUUACUUCCUCGGUCUCCCCUUGGAGAUCCAGUGGUGGAUAUUGCGAUAUCUUAGCGUUCGUGAUCAGGCCUCGGUCUCGCAGACGUGUCGAAGAGCACAGGGGAUUGCAGAGCCGUUGCUUUACCGUAGAGUGUUCACCAAGGCCGGAACGGAUCAUGAUACCGGUGGGUUGGUUGAGUUUCUGCUUAAGCGGCCUUAUAUUGCCGGCGCGGUGCGGUUUCUCGUCCUCGACGAGUUCCACCCGGUUGCGUACCGGCGGCUCAUGGGCAUCAAGUUCCCAAAUCUAGAAAGCAUCAUUGUGCAGCACGGUGGAGAGCCCUUGAGUAUCGAGGAUGAUAAGAGGCGUUCCUUAAACCAGCUUGUUAAGGAGCAGCCUAAUUUGAAGAGUUUGACUUUCUCGAUUGAGCAGGAGAAUUGGGCAGCUUUCAAACUUGAGGAAGAUGACGCUGUGUUGUUUCGGCAUAGAAAACUGCGGCGUAUGCGGUUUUCUUAUAUCGACUUCUCCGCAUUUGCCCCGGCUCAGGAGAGCUUGCGAAUACUAGACUUUACUUGGCGAUGGAAACUCCCUUUCGAGGACCAAGGCAUGGAUUUGACUCGGUUCAAAAACCUGCAUUUCCUUCGAAUACCCCCUAUCUAUCUUCUUGGUAGCGCGUAUAUGGAUGAUUCUGCAUUGCCGGAGCUCAUCCCGACGAGAUUCCCCCCUAAUUUGAAGAUGCUCCUCCUCGAGAAUAUCGUGCCCCGUUCCAUCAGAGUCAUGAAUGAACGGGGCAUCGUUUUCCCCGGAUACCCACCGCCGGGCUAUACUCUAGAGCUGACACUCCGGCCGCGGGAUUACCAACUCGUCCGGUUCCUAAUCGCCGAGAAACACCAUGUAUUACCCCGACUCAAGUACGUUCUCAUGUAUUAUAUGGAAUUUAUGCAGGAUUUCUUGGACUUUUAUCCGUUGGUUAAGGAGAACGGGGUCGGGCCUGGUCCUGUGUUGACUACUGAUUACCUGAACCCCUUGUUGGAUUGGUUAGACGAGCUCUAA
This is a messenger RNA of Daldinia childiae, 1053 nucleotides long. RefSeq lists its product as uncharacterized. The record is from RefSeq and is a predicted model, not a curated record. Gene Ontology annotation, molecular function: protein binding. The transcript has 3 exons. Lineage: Eukaryota; Fungi; Ascomycota; Sordariomycetes; Xylariales; Hypoxylaceae. Bases 1 to 1053 code for a protein of 350 amino acids.